Messenger RNA from Thamnophis elegans (Western terrestrial garter snake), 1857 nucleotides. RefSeq lists its product as uncharacterized. The transcript has 3 exons. The coding region runs from base 959 to 1585 and encodes 208 amino acids. Lineage: Eukaryota; Metazoa; Chordata; Lepidosauria; Squamata; Natricidae. The record is from RefSeq and is a predicted model, not a curated record.
GUUGUCUUUGCACUCUUUCUAGAGUCUUAACAUCUUUUUUACAUCUGUAAUUUUAAAUCUGUAAUUGUAUGGGCAUAAAUCAUUUUAAAUCUGUAACCAUUGGGCAUAUAUAUGAUGGGGAAUGCAAAUUUUGCACUUCCACACUCACAACCCCUCCAGAAUCAGUCCAAAAUAUGCAUUUUUCUGUUUGGGUAUUCAUCAUAGUAAUGGGGUCAUAUCCAGUGGAAUAUUUGCAUUUAGCAAUGAACACUUUAGGGCUUUUAAACUGGGGCAGCAGAUUGUCAUCAAUUCCUUUUUCCUAUUUAAGGUCCUGUCCCACAGUACAGAUUCUGAAUGGCAGAGGCUGAUUCUCUGGAACAGAACAUAGCAAGGAGAAUUCUUUUAGGCAGUGAUCAGCAAAAACUGGGCAUCGCAGUUGCAAGCAAAAGCACUUUCCACCCUUAAAAAAACCACCCACCGAACACAACCCGUUGAGUUUUCCAAGCAACUGCAGGAAGAAAAUUAAACCGGGGGUGGGGGGUAUUUAUUUUUGAAUCCCUUUCUUUGUGAUUGACCACUUGAUUAAAGAAAUACAUGGCACAUUUCCUCGGGUUCCUAAAAGUUAAGUUGGGGACAGCGUUAAUUUUAGUUUUGCCUCACUGCAGUCCUAGAGAAUUUAAUCCUUUUAUUUCAACCAUCUGUUCCCUUUGCUAUGUUAGGUGGGGAGAGUUGGGGGGGGGAUGUAGUUAUGCUCUUUUAAGGCUUCUUUCGUUGGCUGGUUGGUUGGUUUUCAUCACUGUGGGAGUUUAGCAAGAGAAAAAAGAAUCUGUUGAGGUCCAAAUUUACAUUUGAGGCAAUAAGGAUCUGGGGAAAAAAAAGAGUUCAUACAUCUAGAAGAAAUAUGCAGGCAGAAAGCAAAGCACAGUGAGCCUCAAACAAACAAGUGGUCUUGGGAAUUUAGAACAGUGUUGUUGAAUCUAUGAUGUGUGUCAAAGGUGAUAAUGCCACGUUUUUGGGUGAGAAGCCAACUCUUCCCCUAAGCCCAACAACAGCUAUUCACCAAAGCACAUCGUGUUCUUGCCUGAUUUUCAGAGGCUGCGUGAGAAUGGGUGUGCUCUCACACAGCCUCCAGACUCUUUGGAAGUUGUGCGAGACGGCUGUGGUCUCGUGCACAGCCUCCCAAAAAUUGUGUGAGAACCAGACAAGGGUUUUGGGGGCUGCAGAAGCCACUUCAAGAAAGAAAACCUCCCGCAACCUGGAGCUGCCUUGGUUUAGGACGCAGAGCCCUGUUAACAGAAAGGGAACACCGCCUGAAGAAGUGCGUAUCCUUGUGAAUUCCCGUGAUUCCGUGAUGGCUACACUAAUCAUCUGGAAUGGAGAGGAAAAUCCAGGAGUUUCAGUGGUGGGUUCCAGAUCCCGUGACAACCGGUACACUGCAAUGGGGCCGGGCGUCAACCACGUGCAUGCGCACUGCACACACAUGGGCACCACCACCCUGCGAUGCUCCAGCUGCUCGGUGGAGCAUCACGCAGGUGCCGUACGCUGCAUACGCGUGUUCAAAUGGCCCGGUAGGGUCAAAUACAGGAGGAGGCUUUGCGGCAUCUGAAGGAAAACAUCCAGAUUCAGCCACAGUUUUGUCCCAAACAGCAUCAACCCUGUGUGCUCUCAAGUUUCCUCUUUCAGAUAUGCAUUCAAGAUGGACAGUGAUUAAUAUUUAUAUGUAUUUUAUAUGUAAGGGUGUAGGUAUAUACAUAAUAGUGUAUACAACAUGUGUAUAUAUGUGCUAUGGGUGUGUACACUUUUGAGAAUAGGCAACAGAAUUUCAUUUUUAAUGUGUGUGCCCACAGUAAAAAAUGACAAUAAAAGUUAUUGUAUGUA